AUGGACACGAGGAAUCGAAGAAAACGCGCGGAUCUUCCGGCUUCGGCUCCGGAUCCACCAAGAACUCGAAGGGCGACUCGCACGCGCCAGACAGCAACCCCCAGCGCAACCAACCCGGAACCAGCUCAGGCCCAAGCCGCCCGCGGCCAGACAUCUGUACCGACUCCUGAAGAUUCAAAACCAAAGGGCCUUCUUUCAAAUCCGGUCCCUCGGCGUGGCGCUCGUGUCGUUGGGCGUGCUGCCAGUGUCGCUAGCAUUGUGACCAACCCCCACAGGGGCGUCGACGAGGAAUCAGAGCUUGGAGAGAAUGAUCAGAUCUCAGAGCUCGGUACUGAAGACCCAGUGGUAGCCGGUACCAUUGAAGAGGAAGAGGAACAGGAUGACAUCGACCCUGAAGCAGAAGCGACCAGAUAUAAGAUUAUGGAGCAGCUCUUCCCCGAUUUGAUCAACACCACAGAAGAGUUAAUGAAACGCUUUGAAAACGCAAAUUACGACGAUCCGGUCUUCCGUGGCCUGGUCGCUGUUAAGAGGAGCGCAUUUGUCGGUGCCCGGCAGGUUUUUGAGGAAAAGAGAACGUCACCAUUCAUCGACUGGGCGCAAGCUCACGAAAUAUUCAAGAAUGAGGACGUCAUUGCGGCAGCGGCAACGGCCAUGGUGCGCGCAAACAUUGUCACAGCCCUUGACGAAGUCCUGAAUCUGGAAGCAGGCCAACAAUUGGAUCCGUUUCCUCUGCUGAACAAACUCAACUCCUAUUUCCCUUCUCUCUUCAUCAUUUCCAGAGAAAUGUUCCAGCAUACCCAGCUCACUCUCGACAUCCGCACAUGGUACUUGAUCGAAGUUAUCAACAGUCAAGUGGAAAAGCCGGAUUUCUUUAAGAUUAUUGCCGACAUCUUCUGUGAACCAGAUGACAGCCAAACUUAUCUCCAACGCUUUGUCCGUGGCCCCUUCAAGAGCCUUGGAGAAGACAGUGAUGAGAAUAUUGAGGAGCUAUGCUCCGACAGAAUCACAAAGCUCAUUCUUAUCAUUAAGAAGGACAAGAAAACGUACGGGGCCGGGCAGCUUAAGGAGCUGUUCCCCCUUGUGCGCUUGCUUGAUGACCUGAAAACUUGGCUCAUAGACAUGUAUGCCAUGUUGGGGGAACAGUACAGCCAAAGUCAGCCAAAGCAAGAAUCAGGGCGGGAAGAAUUUGUCGAUGCGGAGGAAGAAAUUGCCGACAGUCAGACUGAUGCCGCCUCAGAAUCCCAGCCCAUCGUUAGAGCAGCAGCGAUCAGCCAGGCAGAGCCCAGUUUAUUCGUUCCUGAUGCCCCAUUCAACUAUUUAAAUCGCCAAGAAAGAACAAAUUCCAUGGCACCUCCAUCAAAUCAACAGCAAGUUGCACCUCGGCCGGGAGCCCCCCGAGACUAUCGUGAACAUACCAACGCCGACCUGCUAGCCUCGCCGCUGCCCGCGUCUUCAGCUCUUGUUCUCGAGAGGGACCAGAUAAAAUCCUCUGGAUCGGCAUCCAGACGACCUAAAGCUCGCGACCCUUUUGUUUCUCAAAGUCAGGACGAAGAUGAGGAGGAGGAUGAGUUCGAAACAGACACUCGCCCGGUGGACAAGGGCAAACGAGCUGCCAUCUCUGAGUCGAUGCCACCACCAAAACGGCCCCGAGUCGCGCCAACUGAGCCUCCCCCGACUGCUUCAAUCGCUUCCCACGUCCGAUCCACCCUCCCAAGAGCCCCCCACUCAUCUCAGGUCCCACAACCAACCCAAGCGGACCUAGAAACUCUCAAGAGAGCCAAGAUUGAGGUCUCCCAAAGGGCCCGUUAUCAACUCACCUCAUCCGCGAAGCAACGCCACGUUUGGUCCCACCACGACUGCGCGCUCCUCAUCCAACUCAUCCGCGAGCGCCACGCUGCCUGGGCCACCAUGGAGCACAACGACAACGACAAGUUCGAGCACCCGCGCAACCAGCAGGCGUAUCGCGACAAGGCCCGCAACAUGAAGGUCGACUACCUCAUGACCGACGCCAUCAUGCCCCCGUGCUUCGAUCUCGUCGCCCUGGGUAAGAAAGAGAUCGACCGCCUCAUCAGUCUCGGCAAGAACCCUUACCGCAAGGAAUCCGAUAUUGACGCGGACGGUCAGGCCGUGAAUACGGAAUAUAUUGGUUCCCCCUGA
This is a messenger RNA of Ilyonectria robusta, 2157 nucleotides long. RefSeq lists its product as uncharacterized. The coding region runs from base 1 to 2157 and encodes 718 amino acids. The transcript is spliced from 2 exons. NCBI's taxonomy places the organism in Eukaryota, Fungi, Ascomycota, Sordariomycetes, Hypocreales, Nectriaceae. The record is from RefSeq and is a predicted model, not a curated record.